AUGAGGUCUUCUUUUCUUAGGCGAUUGCGUUGGCCUGGGCGACCGUGGAAGCCUCUCACCUUUUCCAACCCCAAUUUCUCGCGAAUCCCAUUGCAUCAACAGGUAGAGGAAGAGUGCCUGCCCGACUACAUCGCAUCGCGAUACUACCCGGUUCACAUUGGCGAAGUCCUCAGGGAUCGUUAUCAGAUUGUGGGCAAGCUAGGCUUCGGAACUACCUCGACAGUUUGGUUGGCGCGCGACCUGGAGGGCCGUCAGCAUGUGGCACUAAAGCUCUUUGUAAACUCAGAGUCUAUGGGCAAGCACCUAGAUCACGAACUCUCCAUAUACAAGCGCAUUUCCAAAUCUUCGUCAAAACAUCCUGGUCACGAUGCUGUCAGGGAACUCUUGGACUCUUUCGAUGUUGCUGGACCAGACGGAUGCCACCGAUGUUUGGUGCAUCCUCCUCUAAAUGAGAGCAUGCUAGCUUUCCUUCACCGCAACCCAGUGAGGAGACUACCAGUGCUGAUCCUCGCCUUCACCUUCCGUCGUCUUUUUCUUGCGUUGGAUUUUCUACAUACGGAAUGCCAGGUUAUCCAUACAGUAGACAUCAAGGCCGAUAAUAUUAUGUUCAGCGUCGAGAACCACUCAGUUUUUAACGAUUUCGAGGAGCAAGAACUUGUCGACCCGUCUCCGCGAAAGCUAGUGGACGAAAGAGCCAUCCAUCUGUCGCGCAAGCUCCGGAUGCCAAAGACAUGGGGCGCUCCGGUUCUUUGUGAUUUUGGCUCAGCCGUUACCGGAGAUAUAGAGCAUACAGAAGAUAUACAACCCGAUAUAUACAGAGCGCCUGAGGUUAUCCUGGAAGCACCGUGGUCGUAUCAGGUCGACAUAUGGAAUACGGGCUGUCUGAUAUGGGAUCUCUUUGAAGGUGGUCACCUAUUUUCAGGACGCGAUCCUGAACAUCAGACGUACCGCAGUCGAGCACACCUUGCUGAGAUUAUUGCAUUACUUGGACAGCCUCCACGGGCGCUCCUUCAGUCAGGCAAGUCAAGCCAUAAAUUUUUUACAGAUCAUGGAGAUCUCCGUGCAGAUAUUCCACUCCUGGAUAGGACUUCGUUCGAAAAAAGAGAGACCAACCUGGAAGGGUCAAGUCAAAGGAGAUUCCUUGCCAUGAUGCAAAAGAUGCUUCAGUGGGAUCCUUCGAAGCGUUCUUCAGCGAAGGCGCUGGCCGAGGAUGAAUGGAUCAUGGAGCAUAUGUAG
Messenger RNA from Fusarium vanettenii 77-13-4, 1236 nucleotides. RefSeq lists its product as uncharacterized. Gene Ontology annotation, biological process: protein phosphorylation; spliceosomal complex assembly; regulation of mRNA processing. The coding region runs from base 1 to 1236 and encodes 411 amino acids. The transcript is spliced from 5 exons. Lineage: Eukaryota; Fungi; Ascomycota; Sordariomycetes; Hypocreales; Nectriaceae. Gene Ontology annotation, molecular function: ATP binding; protein kinase activity. The record is from RefSeq and is a predicted model, not a curated record.